This is a messenger RNA of Diabrotica balteata, 1023 nucleotides long. NCBI's taxonomy places the organism in Eukaryota, Metazoa, Arthropoda, Insecta, Coleoptera, Chrysomelidae. The record is from the annotation of a GenBank genome assembly.
AUGGGAAAAAUACAUGAAGUUGUUUUAAAUCUCAGGAGGAACACCCCUACAGAACAUUGGGGUUUUAGUUUGGUUGGAGGAUCUGAUGUUAAAACACCGCUGAUCGUUACAAAAGUGGGAUUCGGAUCUUCAGUAGAGGGUGUACUUCACAGAGGUGACAUCAUUACCAAAGUAGGCAACUAUGAUUCGAGAGAUAUUCGUCAUCAAGAUGCUCAAAAUUUAUUCAAAAAUGCUGGCAAUAAUAUUCAAGUGGUAGUACAGAGGGAACACGUUCCUCAUAGUACCAGUUCAUCCAGGACGAGCUCUCACAAUUACAGCCCACUUUCAGUCUCCCCACAUCAAUCUCCAAAAGGUUACACCCUAUCAUCGGGAUAUAGUCCUGCUGGAUCCGCUCUAAUGCCAUACUACUCCACAGCUCUUACCCCUAUCGACAAUAAUUAUUUUGAAGUUUAUGAGUACGACCCAAAACGCAGAGACGAAGAUCACAAGGAUCUUCACGUUACACAGCAGCCGUAUCGUACAACCCCCCUGGUACUUCCCAGUGCUAAAGUCAAACGUAACCAAGGACACACUGAAAGUUACCUUCGCCAUCAUCCUAACCCUUCAAUGAGAGUUGCUCCUCAAAAUAUGGAUCUAGAUUAUGACAUUCGGCAAAAGCUUGUACGUACACACUUCAAUUCUCCUCCCAAUCUGUACAGUGAAUCAAAUGUGGUCGAUAGUAUUCAGAAGCGAACGGGAAAUAAACUGCAAACGCGUAGACAAGUAAAGUUUAAUCCUGCUGAAAGCGAAACAUACAAAGCUCUACAAGAAGAAGAAUUGUGUGAUAAUAUCCAAGAAGUGACUAUUCCACCACAAAGUAAGGUGUAUGCUCCAAACAAAACAAUCCCCAGCAAGAAAAUGGCCUACGUGGUAAACCAAAAUCCUCAACAUGGUAACCCACUCGGUACUGAUCCAGAAGUGAUUCAACAAAGCGGUUCUUUCAAAAGAUUGAUGUGGAGUGUCCUUCCUGGUACCCAAUUUUAA